AACCAUACCAACUAUAGCUAUUUGGGUCCCUCCAAGAAUUUGAACAUUCCACUUCCGAGGAGGAUUUCCUGGCUAAACCAUUCUAUCGGUACGCUGUACGGUCGCGGCCAUUUCAAAGCUGAUAGUCGAGGAGUAAUAGAUUUAGCAAAAACUGCACCUCUCAGAGGAACGUAUUCAGGUGUUCGUCCCAUGGGUCUAUUCGAGAGCCUUACACCAAGCGAUGAUUAUCGCUUUGGAAGCUACUGCAAGUGCACUCCACCGGAUCCUUUCCACUUUGUGCUCGAGCUGUAUGAUGAUGUUGGCAAACUCGUCCAUUCAUUGCCUUUGCUCAAGCGCUGGAUGCAUCCAGCAGUAGUUCGAAGAGAAAUUGAAGAGGAUGGAAUCUGUGGGACGCUCUUCUUACCACCAGGUGAAGGCCCAUUCCCCACAAUCCUCGACAUGUCAGGAACUGGUGGUGGAAUUAAUGAACACAAAGGAGCAACUUUAUCUUCAGAAGGGUUCUGUGUUUUGUCAUUGGCGUUCUUCCAAUAUAAGUCCCUAAUUGAGGAUAUGAACGAGCUCGAUAUGGACUAUUUUAAGAAGGCGAUUGACUGGUUAAUCUCUCAACCGUUCACACGAAACGAAAUUGGAAUACAAGGUGUAUCUUUUGGAGGUCUGCUGGUCAACAUGCUUGCUGUGAGGCAUCCAGAGAUUAUAGCUGUGUGCUCAAUAAAUGGAAGUCAUUGCCUUAGCGAUGUGGCUAAAAUUAAGGAGCAUGGAAAAUUCCUGCCUCAUGUGGGUAGGAAAUGGCCAAGUAAUUCCCAUAUCCGAAAUUCGAAUAAUAAUAAAAAAAAACUUCAGGGCUCAUUGGACGACCUCUCAACGCCGACAGUGUUCUGCAGUCGCUUGGCGGAAAAGAAGUUGAAAGAGUCCGGACACUAUGUCGAAGUUGAUUUUGCUCCGGGUGGGCAUUUGAUGGAACCACCCUACUAUCCUGGUCUUCCGGUCGUCUACUCGAAAUUCGCUGGGACCAUGCAAGCAUAUGGUGGUGAACCUUCCCAACAUGGAGCCAGUCAGCCCCGUGUUUGGGCGAACACCGUAUCAUUCUUCAAACGCUUUCUUGGUGACACAAAACCUCUCCCGGACUAUCGACAAGAAUUACGAUCACAUUUAUGA
Messenger RNA from Haemonchus placei, 1155 nucleotides. The record is from the annotation of a GenBank genome assembly. Lineage: Eukaryota; Metazoa; Nematoda; Chromadorea; Rhabditida; Trichostrongylidae.